AGUGAGCUGUGACAGUCGUGAUCACUGGUGAAAAAUGGCGUUAUGUUAGUGCGCGCUUUUGGGAAAAUUUUCAAUAAAAAAACGUAAAAAAGACAAAAUCGGGGUGAAAACGCAACAACUGGAUCGUCCUUAACUGGUAUUGAGCAACUAAAAUAACAUAGUCGCCUGUGGGACGCCAUUUAAUAAUCACAAACGCCGUUAUAAAAUUUAUGAAAAUCCCGUUUUUCCUCACGAAAAAUGUCGAUCGUGCACGUUCUACGUGGAAAACCUCUCCAAUCCUACCUCCUGACUCGCUUCAACCGGAAAAACUUCGCCAAUGACUCUACAAAGACAUCUGCCACUUCCGCCUCAACCACCGCAGGAACGACGCAGCCACAGGGGCGCGCCCCCUUCAUAACUGGCCAAACCAAAAUUUCCGCCUCUUCAGACCCACAGGUUAAAGUGGUGCAGAAGCCCGAGCUGAACGUGGUUGUUGAUACCACAACAAUCAAGAGAUCGGUCGUUGCAGACCAUAUUACUAAGGCGAUUUCGUUUGACAACAUCCCAGGACCCAUCAGUUUGAGAAUAAUCCACAGGAUCUGGGGGCUGCUGCCCAUUAUUAGCACCCAGAUUACGGGAGGGGCGAUUCAGUAUUUGUUGGCUGUCGGAAGUUUGUUGAGCUGGAGUGGCAAUAUGGCACUCUUUAAGCGUUUUUUUGACCAUUAUGGGCCUGUUGUUCGCUUGCACGGCCCGCUGGGGGGCGACAUCGUCAUGGUAAGUCGACCGGAACACGUAGCCGCCGUUUUUAAGAACGAGGGGCCUUAUCCGAUCAGGUCUAGCCUCGACUCGGUGGAAAAGUACCGCCUACAGCACCGGAAGUUGCGACAUUCAGGUCCCUUUCUUAUGGAAUCUGAUACUUCCAGGUUCGGUCCUGAAUGGGAGAAGUUUCGCAAAUCCGUCGAGCAACCUCUACCCCAACUCAUCGCCAAGCAGUACGACAAAAUGGAGGACACGUGUGAUAAAUUCAUCAUGCGCAUCGCCACUAUAAGAAACCGUCAAGAGGAAGUCCCUGGGACUUUCCAGAAGGAAAUUUACAAGUGGUGUCUGGAAUGCAUGUGCUUGGUCACACUCGACAAAAGAUUGGGUUUUUUGGACCCUUGUGGUCUCAGUUCCACGUCCGACCCCGGAGUACUACUCGACGGGUUGAUUAAAGCGACUAAAGCGAUCCAGAGGUGCGAGUACGGUCUUCACUUGUGGCAGUUUUUCCCGACUCCUGCCUGGAAAUCUUUAGUGGAACACUGCGACGCUAUUGAUAGUGUCCUUAGUAAGUACGUGCGCAGAAUCCAGGCGCUGAUUAAAGAGAAAAAGGAAGCUGGAGAUAAACCCGUCAAAGAGGUGUCAUGUCUUAUGGAAAACGUCCUCUUGAAACCUGGAAUAAUGGCAGAAGACGCUAUGACGAUCUUGCUUGAUAUGAUGUUGAUUGGAAUCAACGCGACGACUCACACUGUGGCUUUCAUGUUGUACCACUUGGCGAGAAACCCGAGGUGUCAGGUCAAACUAUACAACGAAGUGGCGCGUCAACCAGGAAAGCUAUCCAAAGACGCUUUGUUAGCUAUGCCGUACCUCCAAGCUUGUAUUAAAGAAACGCUAAGACUUAAACCCCCGAUUCCUCUCUUGGGGCGUAUUUUGCAGAACGAUCUUUCCGUUUAUAAUUACCAUAUUCCCAGAGGUACUUACCUUUUGAUGGUGACCAGUCUGUCGAGUUGGCGGGAGGAGUAUUUCGAGGACGCGCACAAGUUCAUGCCCGAGCGUUGGAUGAGCCCUCUCGACGAAAUGCAAAGUUUCGCGUCGAUUCCAUUCGGUUAUGGAGCCAAGGCUUGCUUAGGCAAGGAGUUAGCGGAGAUGCAGAUCGGGAUUUUGAUAACAAAGAUUUUGAGGAGCUUUAAGAUUGAGUACCUCUACGGUGAUAUCAACAGUACCAAUAAGCUGUGGGCUGCACCAAACAAGAAACUUAGAUUUAGAUUCGCGGAACGAGCUUGAGUUGUUCGAUUUUCUUUGCGUGUGUGUUAAUUUGCGUUGUAGUUGGUGAUGAUGAUGAUAAUAAUAAAGUUACUUGAAAGCUUA
This is a messenger RNA of Zophobas morio, 2103 nucleotides long. Its product is annotated as probable cytochrome P450 301a1, mitochondrial. Gene Ontology annotation, molecular function: iron ion binding; heme binding; oxidoreductase activity, acting on paired donors, with incorporation or reduction of molecular oxygen. The coding region runs from base 238 to 2019 and encodes 593 amino acids. NCBI's taxonomy places the organism in Eukaryota, Metazoa, Arthropoda, Insecta, Coleoptera, Tenebrionidae. The transcript is spliced from 6 exons. The record is from RefSeq and is a predicted model, not a curated record.